This is a messenger RNA of Osmerus eperlanus (European smelt), 1734 nucleotides long. RefSeq lists its product as uncharacterized. The transcript is spliced from 2 exons. The record is from RefSeq and is a predicted model, not a curated record. Lineage: Eukaryota; Metazoa; Chordata; Actinopteri; Osmeriformes; Osmeridae. The coding region runs from base 499 to 1329 and encodes 276 amino acids.
ACAGUAAUGAUUUUAAGCAUUAACAGAGACAUUUUACCUUUAAAGUUGUGUUCCCCUUCAAACAGCCACUGCACAAGUAAAUGGAUCUGCCUACGGAAAUGUGUAGAGAGCAGAUGUCUGUUAUGGUAUCAGGCCAGCCAGAGAAACAUUCCAACAGUGGCUGCUGAACAAACACACACAGACAACCUUCCACCCUGUCUUAAAGGGGCCACACCGAGACGAGUUUGGCAGCAUUAAGUUGUUUACUUUCACUUUCACUUUGCGCUCACAUGAUGUCUACGAAGGACAUGUAAGACGGUCGCGCCAAUGGAAAGAGAAAGUAAGUCAGACAAACAACAACUCCUCGGUGCGGACGGAGUUCUCUUUCUUUAAAUUCUCUCUGUGUCGCGCCGGCGUCCUUCCCAUUUGGUCGUCUCUUCCAUGCAGAGAGCACCACAGCAGCAGGCGGAUCGGUGAGUCCCGUCCUCCAGGAGUUCCCCUCAGCUCCGUGGCCUCACCAUGCCCAGCCAGGCUCAGCUCCUGGAGGCUCUGUCCGCCGUCUCCGGCUGCAACGUGCAGCUGGCGGCCGGAGCGGCCCACACGCUCACGCCCCAGGACUUUGUCAACGUCGUGGCUCUCAAGGAGUUCUACACACAGGAGGGUCUCCAGGCGCUGGAGUAUCCCAACCUGGGGACUCUCUCCCUGCAGGACAUGGGCACCACCACCACCCUGGCCCUCCCCGAGUCUGACUCCGCCCCGACGAACAGACCCACGGUCUACGUCAACGCCCAGGAGUUCUUCGACCCCAGGUGGAACUACGACUUCACCAACGUGAAGGACGGAGAGACGGUGUUCACCCGGGGGAAGGAACCGUACCUCCGGCCCUGCGGAUGGUUCCGGGCCGCCAUCAAGGUUCUGAAGAAGUACCCAGACGGGGACGCCUGGCUGGGGACCGGGGACGAGGCAUGGCCCGUCUCCUACCACGGCCCCGCCAUGGACGGCUCCCUCGGCAUCAUCGUCACCAAAAAGAAAGCCAAAGGUGACGAAGAUGGCGAUGACGAUGGAGGUCCCGGGGAGCGGUCGGCGGCCGGGUCCACCCUGGGGAGAGGAGUCUACUCCACACCAGACGUCAAGAUCGCUGGGAAGUUCUCCAAGACCUUCCGGUCCAGAGAGGACAACAAGGUGUACAAGGUGGUUCUGCAGAACCGGAUUAACCCGGAGCAGCGUCAGAAGUGUCGGAGGGAGAAGUACUGGCUGGUCUACGUGCCGGAAGGAUCCACGGCCAUCCAGGAGAGAGCCAUCAUCGAGGGAGCCCUGCGGCCUUAUGGCCUGCUGCUGCAGCAGGUGUAACCAUGUUGGGGAACAAGCUGUUACGUAAUAAGGCUACAUAAUGAACUACAGAACUACAAGCACGAGCUGGAAAACAAUGAUUGCCUUCUACUUGACUCUGUCUACUUCUGAAAGCUACCAAGAGCUCAACUCAGGAAUAUUUUAGAAAAAUUACACCACAUCGCCAUUUACUGGUGCAUAUGUAGAAUGACUGUCCAGUCACAUCAAUACUUUUAAAUGUAACAUUCUACAGUUCCGUUUUGACAACUUUGAUAGGCUGUGAAGUGGUGAGGCGUAUGAUAACAUAUUGAUCAUGAUUUGUUCGUUGAUUGAUUGAUUGAUUCAAUUGAAAUAAUAGACACACAAGACAUUUGUAGACUUUAAUUAUAAAGAUAUUAAACCAUCACUGGCAUGUUACGGAAUGAA